CAAUUUGAGCUCUAUGACGUCAUUCACCGCCAUUAUUCUGCCACUGUUCCAGAAUCUCAGGGCAUCGACAAUAAAUUAAAAUUUUCGGGUCUAAUUACCUUUGGAUGGUUACAAGCUAUUACACAAUAUUUCCAUGAUAUUACACUACAUUCCAGUGUGGUUAUUGACGUCUAACUGAGCUAAUUGUGUGCCGUAGCAACGUUUUAAGGUAGCUAAAAUUUGAUCGCAAGUGGCCGAACAGACAAAAAGAUGUCUUCAGCGGAGGAAACACAGUCCACUCCCGCCGAAGCCCCGGCAACGGAAGUACAAGCUCCCGCUGAAAUCGAAGAGAGCAUGGAUACCUCUCCCGUACCCGUACCUGUACCUGCGACUGCCGAAACAACGGAGGAGUCGACUCCUGAUCCUGCGCCUGCACAAACAUCUGAAAAGCCGCCCGCUGUUGAAACAAAAGCACAGCCAGCAGUGACAGAACCUAGCCAAACUAUUCCAAAAACAGACUCUGGAAAAUUCAUUAGGCCAGCUAAACCACUUAUCAAGCCGCCUGUUCCAAAGACGAUUCAGACAGACAGACCAUCAAAACAGUCCAUAGAGCAAAUGGAAGAGGCCAAGCUAAAAGCAAAGUUUGGAGGUCUAUCUAAGCCAGGAGGAUCACAAUUUCUACAAAAGAGGCUGAACAAAAAUCAAAUGAAGUACUUUGACUCUGGCGACUACAACAUGGCAAAGCAGCAAAGCAAGCAUAAGAUGCGUCCGUUGAGCGGUAAGCCGGGCGGAGGAAUCCCUCCUGCUCCCAAGCCUACCGGUGAGGCUAUCCCAACGCCCGACUCUAUCCAUCACAGAAAGCAGUCGUCAGAGAUCAGCAAGUUAGCCGUCUAACAGGGGAAGAUGCAAUCGAAACACACCCCCAAGUUCAUGUAUCACGUUGGGAGCUAUCACCAAUGUAAAAAGAUGUGAGAUAGAGAGAGCAAGUAUAUCACUCUAGGAUUAUUUCAUAAUCAGACGGACAGAAUUGUUUGUAUAUAGAAUUAAAAAUGGAAUAGCUUCAUGUAGAUAUGGCUUAUCAAAGACAUCAGUCCUAAAGCUAAUGAUUUUGUAAACCUGUGCCCUUGUACUGAAGGAUUAAUUUCUAACUUACAUCUUAUAUGUGUUUAAUGACCACCCACCUAACCUAAAGGUACAAAUUCCCUCAUAUACAUAGUACAUCAGCACAUAGUUUCAAGGAAUUUUCUGAUUUUCUCCUCUGAUGGAAUUUAGGCUUUAAAGUAGUUGCUAAUUAUUAAAUUUACUAGUAAAUUAUCAGGUAAAGAGAGCUUUACAUUGCAUUUUGCCUUACAUUAUAUGAAGUGUUGGUAAAAUGGUUGUACUGGUGUCAUUCUGUAAUGUUUCACAAUAUGGUGAAGGAAAAUUCCUUCCGGUUUUUGUAAUACCCUCGGUACAUAUUAUUAACCCAAGUACUUCUAAGGUGCAUUAGUACAUUAGAUUACCAAAGUGCUAGUGUUGUACUCACUCGUAGUUCAGGUUACUGGUUCCAAACAACUGAGCCUGGGCAUGACGUCCACUGCGAAAUCAUUCAAGCAAUGGGCUGGAGCAGGGCAAAUUCAGUGUUUGGGCCGGGCUGGUGUGAUCACUUCACCAUUGUUUGGAACCAGGGACCUUGACAACUUGGCGAGUAUGACGUCACACUAUGGAACUCUUAUUUCACAAGCACCUCGGAGGAGCUGGUGUGAUGAUUAAAUCAAACUCUGUGUGUAAGUCAACAUUAUACUUGAGAUUACAGAAAGACUGGUAAAAAAAAAUUGAUUACUCAAGAAUUCAUAGAAAGAAAGAAAUAAAAGCAUUGAAUAAAACAAUCUUUGUAGAUGAUAACCCGUCCCAACUGCCUUCAAACUCCUACAUAUUUUUAUCACUAGUCGCAACUUCUGACCAUAUACUGCCUUGAUAAUAUGUAAUGCCUGUGUGAAGAAACCAUGGAGAAACUUGAUAACUUACUAGCCUUCAUGAUUUUAUUCCAAGAUUAUUCAUUUUCAGCUGUCCCUCAAAUACUCAUAUGUGAAAAUAUACCUCCUGAGUGCUGAUUACUGCAUUCUUGAACUCCCAUAGGCUUAAUAGUAGCCUACAUGUACAUGUGUGGGAGUACGAGAAUGUAGUAAACAUACAGCUACGACUCUGUUACAGCAUGCAUUUGGAUAAUCACAAACCAGAGGAAUACAAAGUCCUAAAUCUUCACAAUGCAUUAAUAUGUAGUACAUGUAGGUUCUUACGUAGGGAAGGGUUAGAUCUUCUGAGCACAUUUGGGAAAGGGGUCUACAUGCAUGUGUAGAGGGGCGUGUAAAAUACAUGAAGCUUCCGACAGAGCCAUCUAUACACAGAGUUUGGCCAACUCGGUUCAAGUUGGACACAACAUGGUGACUACUGCUUUGUUUGGCAAGUACUAAACAAAAGAAUAUACGCCAUGAUGUGACCCAGUGAAAGCAAGUUGGCCAAUCUCUGUGUAUAGAUGGCUCUGGCUUCCGACACACAUCAAGCCUUGUGUGUCUACCGUACUGUUUAAUUCUGAUAAGUUUUUAUGGCUGUAUAAAGUAGGAAGCCACACUACUAUUGAUUGAUAGCGAGGCUAUAUUCUUGUAAAGCAAUGUCAUAAAUGAUGAUGACAUAUAAAUACGCUGUACAUGGAAGCGCUAUGAAUAUGCACAAUAAAUGACCAUGUUGGCCUUCAAUGGAAAAACAUGUUUGUUACAGGGAAAACAACAUAUUUUUACAAAAUUUACCAAUUUCUUUUGGACAUUGUGUCAAAUUGUGAUUAACUUCAGUUAUUUGCUGUGAAUUCCCUGAACGAAAGGGUUAUAGUUUGGGAGUUAAGGGCAAUUAGUUACCAGUUAUAUAAAAUUACAUCAGUGUAAGUUGUAAGCACAAAACAUACCUAAUCGGAUAUCGCAUGUAUAUAAAAGGCAUUGAUGUUAGCAUUGACUUACGGUGUGAAUCUGUUUCAUCUGCUUCUAGAAUUGGUUGUAUUUUCGUUUUUGCAAAUGAUUAUUUUGAGAGAGAGAGAGAGAGAGAAAUAUAGAAAAAAGGAAUACACAUCCUUUAAUUUUGUUUUCUCCACAGCCCUCUAUGACAGUGAAUGAAAUCUGUAUCUUUAGUUUUGUACAGGCAUCAAAAUAGAAAUGAUUGAGGGUAUACAGAAACAUUUCAAAGGUGACAAGCACUUUGAAAAUAUAAGAAUGUAUAUUUUACUGAAGAAAUGUUGUUUAUUUGUGAUGUCAAAAUUAUUUUUAGAAGAAAAAAAGUAGGUUUGUAUAAAUUUGUUUCUUUCUACUUCCAAGAUUGAAAUAAGAUUUGUACAUUAUCGAAGUAUAUCUACACAUGUAAAUUGUGAUGGUUGUGCGCAUGUUAUAAUAGGAUUAAUUAAUUUAAUUAAAUCUCUUUGGCAAAAAGUUCUAGCCAUGUAUUUGUUGCACUCCAAAGUAAGCUCCAUGAAGAUUAAUGUUCAUUUUGUUCAAGCAAAUGUUAAGCUAAAAGUACAUGUGUAUUAUGCAAGAGUGCAUUUAAUUACGUCACUUCCUCGAUGUCCUGUUGAAGAAUAAGUCAAUUCAUGAAGAAAAAUGCUACCCUGUUUAUAGACUUUGGAUGGAAAGGUCCUAAUGUUUUAUUCUUAGUUUCUUUUGUAUACUUGAUGCAUAACAAUCUUCUGGCUUUUUUUACAGAAAUACCUGAAUUGAAAUUGGGUGACUUCUGAACUAAUACAGAACUUCUCCUGAAUCCUUUCUACUUAUACAAUUUAAAUUGUAUGUACAUGUAUGUGUAAAAAGACUAAAAAAAGGUACAUGUAUUUCCUUUCUUUUACAAUAAUGGAACAACUGCUUCUUUUCUUGUACAUGAUUUUAUAUCAACAGACUGUGUAUCUCUGUCUGCAAACCAUUACUUAUUCAUCCUUUAUGAUAGACCAGUUGCAAGUUACUUGAAUGAAGUUACCAUAUUUAUCUCAAUGUUAUGAACAUGGAAUAUUCCGAAAGUGAUGGGGGUGCUUCAUGAAUAGCUUUAGACUUUUUUUUUUAAUUUGAUGAAGGUUUAUCCUUUAUUAAUACACUAAUGCUUAUUAUUGUAUGAGAAUGUUCACUGUAUGACCUUGUGUCAGUAUGUCAAAUGUUUCAACUGGUUCAGAAAGUCUGGAAGAGAAAUUUAUGUAUCUUCAUUUGAGUUAAAGAACGCAGAGAUAUAUUGUGUAACAUAUUAAAUGUAUAUAAUUACACGUUC
Messenger RNA from Strongylocentrotus purpuratus (purple sea urchin), 4251 nucleotides. RefSeq names its product predicted GPI-anchored protein 58. Gene Ontology annotation, cellular component: cytoplasm. The record is from RefSeq and is a predicted model, not a curated record. Lineage: Eukaryota; Metazoa; Echinodermata; Echinoidea; Camarodonta; Strongylocentrotidae. The transcript is spliced from 3 exons. The coding region runs from base 250 to 873 and encodes 207 amino acids. Gene Ontology annotation, molecular function: protein phosphatase inhibitor activity.